AUGUUAUUCUUCGAUGAUCCAUUCUUAAUCAGAGUAGAUAUGAUACUUCUCAGUUUUAACAUUAUAAUUCUCAUUAUCAUUUCAGCAAUUUCAGAUCAUCAUGUUAUUUACUUUUUCAGAUUAAUCAUGUUUAUCUUGUUUUGUCUAGUGAGUGGUGGAUCUUGUGUGAUUAAAUAUUUGAUUGAUAAAAUUCAAAGUUCCAAAUCUCAACAAAUUGAAGGUGAACUGGAGAGUUAUCUGAAACAUCAGGAUUUUAGAGAUUUGAUUAGAGAAUAUUGUGUGAAGGAACUUUCAUUAGAGAAUUACAACUUUUUCACUUUUUUAUUGGAAUUGAAAUUAAAAUCAAAGAAGAAACUUUCAAUAGAGUUGAUGGAUGAAAUUUCACAAGUUUAUUUGAAUCAAAACUCUACUUUCGAAUUGAACAUUUCAAGCACUUGCAGAAAGAACUUUUUCAUAUUAAGGAAACGAAUUCAAGACCAAAAUGAAACAGAAUUAUCCACUGAAUCAAAUUCUUUUGUACAAACAAUUCAGGAUUUGAUUUUAGUAUUUGAAGGUGAAAUAUUGGCAAAUCUCAGAGAUACCUUUUCAAGAAUGGAAAAUACGAAUGAAUUUAAAACAUGGCUUUAUGCUUUCAAAGUUCAACAACAAAAUAACAUUUUCUGA
This is a messenger RNA of Naegleria gruberi, 663 nucleotides long. RefSeq lists its product as uncharacterized. The coding region runs from base 1 to 663 and encodes 220 amino acids. The transcript has a single exon. The record is from RefSeq and is a predicted model, not a curated record. NCBI's taxonomy places the organism in Eukaryota, Heterolobosea, Eutetramitea, Acrasida, Naegleriidae.